Molecule: messenger RNA, 2694 nt
Organism: Chlorocebus sabaeus (green monkey)
Lineage: Eukaryota; Metazoa; Chordata; Mammalia; Primates; Cercopithecidae
Gene: ADGRG3
Product: adhesion G protein-coupled receptor G3
Biological process (GO): cell surface receptor signaling pathway; adenylate cyclase-activating G protein-coupled receptor signaling pathway
Cellular component (GO): plasma membrane
Molecular function (GO): G protein-coupled receptor activity
Source: RefSeq, a predicted model, not a curated record
GGGGGCAGGCCAGCUCGGCAGAGCCUGGGGCCAGAGGGCCAGACAGCCGCAGGGCUCUGGUGGCGUGGGCAAGGCUGGCCAAGGAUGGCGACGCCCAGGGGUCUGGGAUCCCUGCUCCUGCUUCUCCUGCUCCCGCUUCUCCUGCUCCCGACCUUAGGUCAGGAAAAGACCACUGAACAGCCAAGAAACCCCUGCCUGGGGAGCAACAACAUAGACAAGUACGACAUCCUCAACUUGAAUGACAAGGCUUCGUGCUUCACCAAGUGCAACCAGUCGGGCAGCAACUCCUGCAAUGUGGAAAACUUGCAGAGAUACUGGCUAAACUUCGAGGCCCAUCUGGUGAAGGAAGGUUUGACCGAGAAGGUGAACAUGACUUUUUUGAAGGCUUUGGUCCAGAACCUCAGCACCAACACCGCAGAAGACCUCUACUUCUCUCUGAAGCCCUCUCAGAUUCCAAGGCAGGUGAUGAAGGAUGAGAACAAGCCUCCUGACAGAGUGCGACUUCCCAAGAGCUUUUUUCGAUCCCUGCCAGGCAACAGGUCUGAGGUCCGCUUGGCCAUCACCAUUCUGGACAUCGGUUCAGGGACUCUCUUCAAGGGCCCCCAACUCGGCCUGGGAGAUGGCAGCGGCGUGUUGAAUAAUCACCUGGUGGGCUUGAGUGUGGGACAAAUGCGUGUCACCAAGCUGGCUGAGCCUCUGGAGAUUGUCUUCUCCCACCAGCGUCCACCCCCUAACAUGACCCUCACCUGUGUAUUCUGGGAUGCGACUAAAGGGCCCACUGGAGACUGGGCUUCUGAGGGCUGCUCCACGAAGGUCGCGCCUGAGGGGACUGUGUGCUGCUGUGACCACCUGACGUUUUUCGCCCUGCUCCUGAGACCCACCUUGGACCAGUCCACGGUGCACAUCCUCACACGCAUCUCCCAGGCUGGCUGUGGGGUCUCCAUGAUCUUCCUGGCCUUCACCAUUAUUCUUUAUGCUGUCCUGAGGCUUUCCCGGCAGAGGUUCAAGUCAGAAGAUGCCCCAAAGAUCCAUGUGGCCCUGGGUGGCAGCCUGUUCCUCCUGAAUCUGGCCUUCUUGGUCAAUGUGGGGAGUGGCUCAAAGGGGUCUGAUGCUGCCUGCUGGGUCCGAGGGGCUGUCUUCCACUACUUCCUGCUCUGUGCCUUCACCUGGAUGGGCCUGGAAGCCUUCCACCUCUACCUGCUUGCCAUCAGGGUCUUCAACACCUACUUCGGGCACUACUUCCUGAAGCUGAGCCUGGUGGGCUGGGGCCUGCCUGCCCUGAUGGUCAUCAGCACUGGGAGUGCCAACAGCUAUGGCCUCUACACCAUCCGCGACAGGGAGAACCGCACCUCUCUGGAGCUAUGCUGGUUCCGUGAAGGGACAGCUAUGUACACCCUCUAUACCACCGUCCACGGCUAUUUCCUCAUCACCUUCCUCUUCGGCAUGGUGGUCCUGGCCCUGGUGGCCUGGAAGAUCUUCACCCUGUCUGGCGCGACAGCGGUCAAGGAGCGGGGACAGAACUGGAAGAAGGUGCUCACCAUCCUGGGCCUCUCGAGCCUGUUGGGUGUGACAUGGGGGUUGGCCAUCUUCACCCCAUUGGGCCUCUCCACCAUCUACAUCUUUGCACUUUUCAACUCCUUGCAAGGUGUCUUCAUCUGCUGCUGGUUCACCAUCCUCUACCUCCCAAGUCAGAGCACCACAGUCUCCUCCUCUACUGCACGACUGGACCAGGCCCACUCCGCAUCUCAAGAGUAGGAAGGCACGGCCCUGCAAUCUGGACUUAGCUCUGGCUCGCUGUGUGACCUUGGGCAGCUCUGUGCCUCCCUCUGGGCCAGUUUCCUUCUCUGUGCAAUAUGGCUGGGGAGGGAGAGGAUGGGACCAGGUUUGACCACGUGGCUUCAGAGAUCCCCUCCAGAUCCAACUGCAGGUUCAAGAGUACACAUAAGCAGGUUUGCAGGGCUCUAAAGUUCCUAUAGUCCUGAGAGCACCUGCCAGCAAAAAGUGACAGUCACCUCCAUGCCCUACCCUCAUUGCAAAGCCCUCACCCACAUUCUGUCUCAGCAAGGGAGGAGAGUCUGUUGCUGGCGUAGCCCUGGAAGGAGCCCCCAGCCUCUCCCCUCUUCCUUGUCACUGGCCUCCCACAGCUACCCCUAUGGCUGCCUGUAACCUUGAGGGGCAUUCAGGAGGCCAGCAUUCCCUCAGGCAUUGGGGGUUUGUUUUGGGGGGUGGGAGUUGAUCCUCCCACCCAGUCUGCCCCUGGUCUCUGCCCAUCCCAUCAGAGCCCACCCUCCUGGAAGAGACCCCAGUGUUCAGGGUGCUGGCAACCCUGCAGGUAUCCAGGGACACUGCAUUUCAAAGAACCACUGAAUGGGUGAGCUACCUUGGGCAAACCCCCCACUCCCGAUUCUGACUGCCACGUACGUGGGUGGCCCAACCUCUGACCUGCUGUCAUCAUAGAGGUAGAAAGCAAAUGAUCUGGGGCUCAGCACACCUGGGGGUGCUCCCACUCAUUCACUGUGUGGGGCCGAGGGAUGAGGGUGGGGUUGAGGGCUCCCUGAGCAGAGGCUGGGCAUUGCCACUAGAACCUGAGCUCCUAGAGAACAAGGACCUGGGUGGCCUCGCUCACUGUUCCAGCCCAGGCCGAGCACAGGGCCUGGCUCAUGGCAAGCCUUGAAUAAAUAUUUGUUGGCUGAA